Lineus longissimus is the source of this 4105-nucleotide messenger RNA. RefSeq names its product E3 ubiquitin-protein ligase HECTD3-like. Bases 1 to 2646 code for a protein of 881 amino acids. Lineage: Eukaryota; Metazoa; Nemertea; Pilidiophora; Heteronemertea; Lineidae. The transcript is spliced from 18 exons. Gene Ontology annotation, molecular function: ubiquitin-protein transferase activity. The record is from RefSeq and is a predicted model, not a curated record. Gene Ontology annotation, biological process: proteasome-mediated ubiquitin-dependent protein catabolic process.
AUGGCGGCCAAGGAAGGGAGUCUUCGACUUCCUCAUCGUCGUUUAGCAAGAAUUCGGUGUCUAAACGAUUGCAUCAAAGCUUUCAAACAUAACCAAUCACUUCCUGAGGCCCUUUGCUAUGUACCUAAACAAAUGGAAUUCGUUGGGGCCGCGAAUACAACGCUCCAAAUGUACAUGUCCCCUUCAACUUCAACCUCGAAUUUGCUUGCCCCCAAAAUAUUGACAAGCAGUGGAAGUGCCACUCCCAUCCCCAGCACACGUGGUACCCCACUCAUUAUCUUCGACUCCUCUGUUUGUAAAACAAAAGAGAGUCUGUCGUGUAGAGUGUGGGCAUCUGGAGAAGAGUACAGCAACUCGUCCGGGAGGUGGAUAAGAUUGUUUAAGUAUGAAGUUUCUGGUCAUAAAGAAACUAGUCUGAGCUUCGAACAAGAUGCGUGGGUGUUACUCUAUAAUGUUGAGAAGAGAGAGGAGCCCAUCGCCUUGGUGCCAGUGAAUAGCACAAGGAAGGAUCCAGUGGAAGAAAAAACAGGCAAAAACUCCUUAUCCUUCAUCAAUAAGCAACCAAGAAAGUUGGAGAAUUAUGAAGAUGUGAUAGAAUAUCAAUACAGCUUACACAAAAACCAUUUAGAUGAGUUGGCCGAACCAGACCCCGCUGCUGUGAAAAGAAUCCAGGAUCCUCCACAGAACUGGACGACUGACUGUGAUACUGAACUAGUCCGCUUCCUCUCGGAACUCACUGAGCCAGAGAAUGAUAAUCUUGGCAGCAUAAAAAAUUACGUGGAGUCCAUCGACGUGUCUUCAUUUUGUGAAGAAUCUGAGAAUAUAACAGAUGAGGAUCCCGAUACGUACUGGGAGAGUGACGGCAGCCAAGGCCAACACUGGCUGAGGCUGAAGAUGAGGAAAGGGACUAUAAUCAAAAAACUGUAUCUGUGCCUUGAUGGGGAGGAUGGGAACUACCUACCGUAUCAUGUGAUAGUGAUGGGUGGCGAGAUUGAUGAUAUGAAGAAAUUGAAUGACACUUAUCUAGAUACAUCAUUUGCUCAAAUCCAAGAUAUGUGUAUACUACAAGACAUGACAGAACACUACCCCUAUAUAGAAAUACGAAUCAAAGAGUGCAAAGGUGAGGAAGAUGGUGGUAUUGACGUGCGGGUGCAUGGCCUCAAGAUCAAAUCAAACAAAGAGAGAGACGCUGGCCUCAAUAUUGACCUGUUUAGUGCAGAGACAUUGGUCCGCUACCCAGUAUUAGAGAGUUUUACACGGGAGGUUUUAUAUAGGAGAGCAAUACUGCUGCAGAGAUUUGUGUCUAUAUUAGACAGUGUUUUGCCUUAUUUACUACCUGCCUGGGAUUAUUCUCUGGGAUCUUUUGCUUCUCUCGAUGCAGUUCACCAGUUUCUACCUCUUUCUAAGAAGCGUUCAGGCCUUGUAGAUACACUCCUCAAGGAAUCGGAAAGCGGGAGACCUAACACUAUGCCAAAAUUGUUCAUUGACCGCCGGGCUGCAACCGAACAUAAAGAAGACCCAUCACAGGACCCGACUUGUAAAAACACCGUCUUCAUGCAAAUAUACGAGGGACUGAAGCCAAAAAACCAUCAGGAGAAGGCUUUAGAUUACAGGUGGUCUGGCCGAUACAACCAGUGGUGGGAGUGCAAGUUCCUCGCUGAGGGAAUCAUAGACCAGGGUGGAGGUUUCAGAGACAGCCUGUCUGAUCUCGCAGACGAACUCUGCCCUAGUGCCAGCGAUGUGCCUGUUCCUUUACCUUACUUUGUCCGAGCCCCAAAUCAGUCCCACGAGGACUCCAAUGUGAACCGUGAUGUGUAUGUGCCAAACCCAGCCUGCAAUGACUUUGUGAAGUACCGAUGGAUUGGCCAGCUAAUGGGUGCUUGCUUCAGAGGGAAAGAAAGUUUGGUGAUAUCCUUGUCUUCGUUCACUUGGAAGCAAAUGUCGGGAGAGACGGUCACCUGGUCGCGAGAUUUCUCCUGUGUUGAUGCUGCUGAGGUCAAGUUAAUUGACACGAUGGAGUCGAUGGACAAGGACACGUUUGACGCCCACCUCGCGGACGACCUCACCUGGUCCAUCGUGCGUAGUGAUGGUGUGACGAUCCCCCUCAAAGAGAAUGGUGCAAAUGUGAAGGUGACGUUUGACGAUCGCCUGGAGUACAUCAGACUGGUGCAGGACGCCAGGAUGAACGAAUCAAAUGAGCAGACAAAGGCAAUGCGGCAAGGCCUGUUAGAGGUGGUCCCUGAAGCAGUCUUACAACUACUGACCUGGCAGGAGCUGGAGAAACGAGUUUGUGGUGAUUCUGACAUCACUGUUGAAGCCUUGAUGAGAUCAACCCACUAUGAGGAUCUUGAGUCAACCGAUACAAGGGUGAAAUACCUCUGGUCCGCAAUGGGCAAUUUCUGCAAUGAGGACCGCAGUCGCUUCCUGCGAUUUGUAACUGGGCGACGGAGACUCCCAGCCUCGCUUUACAUGUGUCCUGUGGCUGAUAGCGAGUCCAUUGAUUCCUUACCCGAGUCAUCCACAUGUUCGAACACCCUCUUCCUUCCAAAUUAUUCAAGUGCCAAAGCAGCUGAAGAAAAACUUCGCUAUGCUGUCUACAAUUGUAUUGCAAUCGAUGCUGACAUGAGCCAUUUGGACGAAUGGUAGGACAUUCAGGGUGGAUCGAGAAUUGCAAGAAGAGGUGCUCGAGGAUAGAUUUCCUGAACAUUUCAUCGAUGGCCAUCUCAACUUUGAAGAAAUUGAUAGGGCAUCCUAAAUUGUGGUUGCCUGUGAUUCUUCAUAAUUGCUCACUUAUUUCCCACCAAUUGGGACUGCAUUGUAGAUUUGUAAUUUUUGACCCCACAACCAAUCCUGUAGUAAGUUGUAUCAAGAACUAUGAUUAAAAGCCUGUAAGUUGUAAGCAAAAUCUAUCGUUCUGUCUGACAGAAAAACUCUUUUCUGUUCUCAGGGGCUAUAGGCUUGUUGAUUCUAAUGUAGAAUGCUGCAGUACCCUCCACCAAUUAUUAAAGUUUUCAGUUGAACCUAUUUUUCAUUGCUUUUCAUUGUAGUGGGGGACAGAAUUCACAUUUUGAAACUCGCCUAUGUCUGGCGAGACAAUUUCAAGGCACUACACAAGAGUGGACAGGGAUACAAUUUCAUGUUAACAAUGGAGACAAAAUGACCCUUAUGAAAAAAAAGUAUACUGGGUGGUGUGCAUCGUGUACCGGUGCUUGGCUUUGAGAAGUUGUCAUACAACUUUCAAGUAUACCUGUAGCAAAAGUAUUUAAUUUAUUUGCAGGGGUGUGUUGGCAUAAAUGAAACGCUGUUUGAUUUAUGAAACGCUGUUUGAUUUAUGAAACGCUGUUUGAUUUAUGAAACGCUGUUUGAUUUAUGCAUAGUAUUUUAUUGCUAUGCAAUAGAUGGGACAAUGCACUGGGAAUCCUGAACAGAGCUAUCAUAACUGUAAUUUGUUGCCUUGAGAUAUUGGGUGAUAUGGAUAAAAACUAGUAUUAUACAUUUACUCCAGUUUUGUACAGAAAGGUCUUGUGUAAAUGUAUUCCAAUCUUUCAGUAAAAGCAUUUGCUAGUCUGUAUUCAUAUCCCCAGUACCAAGAAAUCAUUUUUAUUUACCUCUGAACGAGGACUGAAGUCUGUAAAUUAUUUCAAGGAAAUUUUCUUUGUAUAUACUUCGGACUUUUUGCUUAAUAAUUUAUAUGCAAACCAUAAAACACGCUACCAGAUUUUCGAAUAAAGGCUGUUAAAUUGUUGAUAUUAUUGUACGUCUAAUGUUUUUACCUGUUGUGUAAACAGCACACUUUGCUGUUGCUGAGAUGAGAGAACUCGAGAUGGUUCCCGUAUCGUGGAUGGUUGUGACCAAUGUCUGUCUUCUGUCCAUUCAGUUUGGUUGUGACAGUUGCAUUCCUAUUAGUGGUUGUGACUCUACCUUAUUCGUGAUCAGUUGAAAUGUUACACUUAGAAAGAAGCCUUCCUGUGGACUGUAUGGUUGUGAAGCUAUCAAAGUAAAUGGAAUUGUAGCAGUAGCCUGUCUUGAACCUGUGCAAUUGUCACAAUGUCUGUUAUGCAAACAAUCACUGUAUCUAUAAAGGUUCUUGGGUACAAUAUGAAUA